CGAUCAGUACAAUUCCGUCCGACGGCGAGCGUCCGGUUUUUUUUUCGCGUCGCUACUGAGAACUGAAAAAAAAAGUAUAAUUAAGAUUGUAGCGAGAAAAGGGAUAGGACGGAGCAGGAAUAUCUCGUGGAAUAUCGUGGAUCGGAGCGCAGGGGUGUACCUAGGGGUAUGUUUGAGCUGGUGAUCCAAGGAAGAAGAAGGAUCUGAUAGAAGGGACCCGGGUAUCCGCGGUGCUGGCUCUGCCGCCAGGAGCAGCAGCAGCAGCGGGGGUGGAGGAGGAGGUGGAGACGGCCAUCAUGCAGCGACACGGUGGCGGAGGCGGCGUGUGAGAUCUAGCAGACCAUGCCCGUGAGCACGGGAUCACUCGGAGAACCUCGCGCCAAGCGCUGCAAGCACUGCGACGAGUCCAGUCACCGGAGUGAAUCUGGUUCCGGGUAUUGGCAGCUUCAGUUGGACAGUGAUCUAGUGGAAACAAUUUCCGCGUUUUAUCCGGAGUGGUUCAAAUCGAAUAUGGCCGAGGGUGGCGGCAGCGGAGGCGGUUGCAGUAGCGGAGGAGGUGGAGCAGCAGGAGGUGGAGGAUCAACAGGGAUGUCUACAUCUAACGCCACCCCCAGAGAAUCUCCUCCCAAGGCGAUCGUCGAUACGUCGCCGCUGCUCAAAUCCAAGGAACAAAAUAAAGAAUCCCUAAAGGUGAAGCUCAUGCUCAGGAGGCCCGCGGAGGAACUCAGAGCUCAAGGAAUAAUGCCUCCUUUAAAGACGCCUGCGGCAUUCCACGGACAGCGCAGGCAAUUGGAGCGGGCUAAGACCGGGGAUUUACUGAAGAACAAGAUCCAGCAACGUCCGUCGCGGUAUGAACUGGAAAGCAGACACAUUUUGGAGGCGGAUCCGAACGUCGAUCCGAGCUUGGCGGAAAAACAGCGGAUGCUGAAGAAGGCCCGUCUUGCGGAUCAACUGAAUGAUCAGCUGUCCCAUCGACCCGGACCGCUCGAACUUAUACAAAAGAAUAUUCUGCACACCGAGGAGACCAUCGAGCAUGCGGUUAAAUCGGGGCACAUUCCGUACAGAGCUACCUGCGAGGGCCAGCUGAACAGACCGCAACAUCCAUUGAGCUACAUCAACCCCGAGGAUGACUCGCAGAGUUCGGAGGACAACAAUGUUUCUGCCAGUCCUCCGGCCUCUAAUUCCCUGGACGUGCUUGAAACGGCCGCGAAAUCUGCCGGGAUCGUGGUGUCUUUGCUGCCAACGACGGUGACGGAAGGAACGGCCACAGCGUUGGUGGUUACUAGGACGACGCCGGUGGUGAAAGACAACAGUGAAAUAUUUGCGGAUCUGUGUCGGUCAGUUGCGGCUCCAUUACUCCACUCCCAGCAAUCUAGUCCAGCCUCCUUAGUCUCCUCUACUUCCACUUUAAGUCCCUUAUCAUCCAUUGCUAGUCCAGUGCCUUCCAUAGUUUCUCAGCCACCUACUCCUGCAGCUCCUCCACUUCCAUUAACCCCUCGACCGAUUCAAUCGCCCGUUCGAUCCGACGCUCCCGGCAAAGACAAGAACAGAAAGAAAUCAAAAUCGAAAGCCAUCCCAAAAACGCGAACGAUCAAAUUCCACGAGUACAAAGGACCACCGAGCGCCCAGAAGAACACUCCCAACAACGCUCUUCCCGGCGAAAGCUCCUACGACCUACUACUUCAGCAGCAAACACUUUUGCUUCAAUUCCAGUUGCAACUACAACACAAAUACCCACAAAUAAUCCUACCCGCCUCGCAAAAAUCGCCGAAUUCCGAGAGUUCCUGUCAGCCAAUUAGUAAUAACAACAGCAACAGUUCGGCUUCACCCUCACCUGCACCCUCCAUGGAUUCGGUGACGUCCGUGAAUCCGACUAGAUUAGUGGGUAGAUUAGAGGACAUGAAAGUGAGCGAUUUAAAGGCGGAGCUGAAGCGACGCAACCUCCCCGUUUCCGGCUCUAAACCCCAUCUAAUCGAGCGCUUAAAAAGCAAUUUAAACAACAACACUAAUCAAGAUACGAGCUCUAUGGUUCCUUCAUCCGCCGAUGAGAGUUCGCAGCACACCGACAUCUGUGGAGGAUCUCCGAUAAAGACAGAGACGGAUAUAAAAUCGGAACCCAUGGAAAUUUGCAAUCCCUUGAGUCCCACCAUAAUGCAUAACGACGUUAAAACCCAGGAAGAAAUUGUGCGCGAACAGAAGCGGCAAAUCGAGGAGCUUCAAAGGGAACUGACGCUAUCGCAGCUGAAGCUGCAAGCAGCGACGAUGGUUGAGCCGAAAGCCCAGUCCUUCGCGCUGAAGAAACACAUACAGGCAAGGAUGCAGCAGCAGCCCAUGGUCAUACAGAUGCAACAUUUCCAAGCGCUGCACAACGAGGAGCAGCAAAAAUUGCAACAGCAGCAGCACGUCGCCUUUCAAAACCAGAAGAAUAACCAACUGCUCCUCAAUCACAACACGGCUGCUUUAGUUUUGAAUCAUCUGAACAGGGUCAAAGGGAAUAGGAAUUAUUUCAUUGCGAACGAGGUGCAAGAGGAAAAACCACCACCGAUUUACGAGGAAGCCAUCAAGAAGGAAGUCAAGUCUAACAUUAAAAGUCAGUCUGUGGACGAUGUGCUCGAAAUACUCAUUAAAAACGGCGAGUUACCAGCGAGCGCCGCCCAGGAGCCGAUCACUCCAAACUCGGGUAAACCCAAUGAGCCUGCUUACCCGAUAAACAGUCCUGAAUCGGGUCUCGAGUUGGACACGAGCGAUCUAUUGGAGACUUUAGAUUCCUUAGAGAAUAUGGAUUUCAGUCAGUUGAUUGAGAUGAGCGGUCAUCAGCAGCAACAACAGCAGCAGCAAAAUCAAGUGCAGCAACAGCAGCAGCAUAUAAUGAACAAUCAUGAUGUGCUCACGUCGUCCAAUACGGUUGUGCCAAUGGAUACAGACGAUUGGUUGGAAUCGCUCCUUCCCAGUGAUAUACAGUGCAACAACAAUAACAACAACAAUAAUAAUAACAAUAGUGUGAAUAGCAUGCAGCAGGAUCUCAUCUACGAUCCUCUGAUGGGCAUAGCCCAGGAACCCUUCGAUCCUUUCUGCUUGGAGGAGUUCCGUCCGCAGCCCGCUUCCGAGAUGGCUUUGUCGUGGGGAGACAAAGUGGAUUUCGCCGCGUAAAAUCGAUAAUUCGCAAACACCGUUUUGAUUUGUUUUCGUUUUUAUUUCAUUAUUCCAUAUUGAUGUGUGAUUCCGAGUACAUAGCUUACUGUUGUUGUAACUCACAAGAGCGCCCCCUCCCCAUCACCAAAUAAAGAAAUGUUUCAAUCAUUGGCCUAAUAUAAUAUACGAGAUAUAAUUGAUAGACAGGGAUGGAUAAGAGAAUGUAUUUUGCAUGAGUGAUCAGAAUAUGAUGAUGAUGAAGAAGAUGAUGGAUGUUUUUUUUUUCGGUUUUUUUAUUUUGUUCUUUGGGGAAAAAAGGAAUGUAUUUUUGAUAAUAAUUUUGUUAAUUUCUAGUCUAUAAAAUUCGGUGCUAAAUCUGUUAUCGCAUGUUAGGUCCGCUCGAUGAACCAUUUGCUUCGUUUGGUUGUUGUGAGAUGUGAGAUGAAGUAUAAA
Messenger RNA from Nicrophorus vespilloides, 3585 nucleotides. RefSeq names its product MKL/myocardin-like protein 1 (gene Mrtf). The record is from RefSeq and is a predicted model, not a curated record. The transcript has 4 exons. Lineage: Eukaryota; Metazoa; Arthropoda; Insecta; Coleoptera; Silphidae. The coding region runs from base 343 to 3150 and encodes 935 amino acids.